Molecule: messenger RNA, 882 nt
Organism: Pogonomyrmex barbatus (red harvester ant)
Lineage: Eukaryota; Metazoa; Arthropoda; Insecta; Hymenoptera; Formicidae
Product: pro-resilin
Cellular component (GO): extracellular matrix
Source: RefSeq, a predicted model, not a curated record
GGAACUUGCGGUUUUAUUAUUAACUAUAAUUACAGUUAUGCGAUCGCAUUAAAACUCUCCGAAUAACGAAUAUUGCGUACUCUCAUCUCCAUCCCUGUCGAGAUCAAAUUGGUCGCUAUAAAACCGGAGUUGUCAGAAUCAACUGUUUCAGUUUCACGAACGCUCGUACAAUUUUACAAAUUUCUAAUGAUCCGAAAGGCGGCACUAUUAGCGAUGGUCUUGGUAGGAGUUCGAAGCGAACCGCAAGGCCCGGCCUAUCUUCCGCCCAGUCCUCGGCCAGGAGGAGGCGGGACCGGUCAUCCUGACGAAUGGGCCGGUGAUCCAGCGAACUAUGAGUUUUCGUACGAGGUCCAGGACGCGGCGGCCGGUCUGGACUUUGGCCACCACGAGAUAAGGAAGGACAUGGAGGCCACUGGCGCUUACCACGUGCUACUGCCAGACGGUAGAACUCAGAUCGUCGAUUAUAUCGCUGAUCAGAACGGAUAUCGGCCAAUGGUGCGAUAUGAGGGUACGGCCACUUAUCCCGCACCAGGACCAGCGGGACCCGGGCAAGAAGAGGGCUACAGAUAUUAGAGUCCUAGCUCCUUACUGAGAGUGAUUAAGUAUCGAUCUUUAGCGUUUUAAAAAAGAUCAGUUAAGUAUCGUUAGAGAUGCUCUUAAAAUACACAAGAAACAUGAUCUAGUAAAUCAUGAAUAGACUUGUCAAAUAGACAGUCGAAUAAUCAUUAAUGAAUUUGUCGAAUAAUAGGACGAAAAAUAUCCUGCGGACGAUCUCGAGUAAAAUAAGGGAAUAAUUUUUGCUUCGAAAAGAUCAAAAAGUGUUCCAGCGAAACGUUCGCUAUGAUCGUGAUAGUGACGAGUUUAUCUGUAAUGUAUAAUAAA